Molecule: messenger RNA, 930 nt
Organism: Prorocentrum cordatum
Lineage: Eukaryota; Dinophyceae; Prorocentrales; Prorocentraceae
Source: the annotation of a GenBank genome assembly
GCCCGAGACAGAGAGAGAGAGCCUCUCCGCGGCCCCCCGCGGCGCCCGCCCGCGGGGGGGCGGCGCCGCGGCCAUGGCGUCGUCCUCGUCCGGGGCCGCAGGCGCAGCCAGCAGCGCGUCAGGCGCCGCCGGGGCGGACAGCGCCGCGGGCGCCCCGGCGGACCCGCUGAGGAGCCCGCGGGGGCCGGCGGAUCUUGGUUCUCGGCAUGGCUGGUAGCGGCAAGUCGACCUGGAUGCACAGGCUGGUCAUCCGCCUGCAGUCAAUCAAGAAGCGGGUCUACACGAUAAAUUUGGACCCGGCCGUGAGGAAUGUGGCGUACCCAGUGAACGUGGAUAUCCGCGACACGGUGAAUUAUAAAGAAGUCAUGAAGCAUUUCAACUUGGGCCCGAAUGGUGGCAUCAUGACAUCCUUGAACUUAUUCGCCACGAAAUUUGAUCAAGUCUUGACCCUGCUUGAUAAGCGCGCCCCAGAUCUAGACUUUGUGCUGAUCGACACGCCAGGCCAGAUUGAGGUCUUCAAUUGGUCUGCGUCAGGGCAGAUCGUGUGCGACGCACUCGCUGUGUCCUACCCUACGCUCGUCACUUACGUGGUAGACACGGCGCAGUGCGCCAAACCCGUAACAUUCAUGUCGAAUAUGUUGUACGCGUGCUCCAUACUGUACAAGACGAAAUUGCCGUUCAUAGUAGCUUUCAACAAAAUCGACGUGACGCCGCACGAUUUUCUGCUGGAGUGGAUGCGGGACUUCGAGAAGAUCGGCGAGGCCUUGUCCAGAGACGCGGCUUGCGGACCUCCUACGUCGCCAGCCUGGCGCGCUCGAUGAGCCUGGCGAUGGAGGAGUUCUACGCCAACCUCCGCUGCGUUGGCGUGUCCGCCGUGACCGGGCAGGGCUGCGCCGACUUCGAGCGCGCCGUGGCCGAGGCCGCCGAGGA